AAAGUGUAUAUAAGGUUGGUUGGUUUCCUAUCAACACCGCAGCGUUACCCACGGACACAGAGGCUCGAUCAUCGUCAUUGUAAAUAUCAUCAUCAUGCAAAUAGAGUCCAGGUUGACAUCUACUAUACCAUCUUCUGAACACCGAGGACUCCGAACCUGUGCAGCAGAGUGCAAUACUUACAUGGAAACCAAGACUCACGGGAGACCCCCUGUUCCGGUAGAUCCUCCACCCCCCAAGAAUCACUUAAAAGCACGUGAUAAACCAUUGUGCCCGACCUCCAGUAUGUCUGACGACACCCAUCGAACCAACCAUUACAAAGUUACGGAUAGACCAGGACUCAACCCCCCUGCACACCCCGAGUUUUCUCUGUUUGCCGACCGACUCAAGUCCUUCACUCCCUGGCCCUCAGACUUUCACAAGAAACCUAACGAUUUGGCCUUAGCCGGAUUCUUCUACCGAGGGACGGGUGACAUUGUGACUUGCUUCUCCUGUGGCGGGAGUCUAAAGGAGUGGGAACCAGAGGACAUCCCUAUGAUAGAACACGCUCACUGGUUCCCGAGCUGCAGCUACCUUCUACAAGCGAAGGGAGAGAACUUCAUAAGACAGGCACAACUUAAAAGUCAAGAAACAUCAGACGGAACAAAACAGAAUGAAAAGUACAACGUUGCGGAUGCUGUUGCUUGUGGAGAGGCUCCCUUGAAAAACGUUACGACUGCUGAUACUAUUGAUCUAAUCCUGAACACUCCGGCAGCCCAAAGUGUAAUGAUGAUGGGAUAUAGUAGGGAUAUGAUCAUACGGGCGAUAGAGAGGUGCCUUAGAUCAGGGAAAAAGGAACUACCUGCCACAGAAAUAAUGAAGACGAUAUUAGACAUGGAGGAAGAAGAAGAAGAAUUAGAAAACACUAGCGAUACAGAAAAUAUACCAACCGAGACAACGAGAGAAGACGUAUUGAAAACUGAACGUGAAAAUGAAUCAUUGGCACUUGAAAAAGAAAACGACUGUAUCAAGCAGUCUACAACAGGCACCACAUAUUCCCAAUGUACAGAGGAACCAUCAGGGCCCAAUACCAUGUUCACAUCAUCAUCGCCAGUGACCAAUUAUGCUUCAUCACGUCCAAUUGUGGACACUUUUGAAUCCUUAUCAUUGCAAAAGGAGUCAACAUCACAGCCACUCAUCUCUUCAGAGCUCCAUAAAUUGAACGACUUAGAAGAGGAAAACAGGAAGCUAAAAGAAAGCCACUUGUGUAAGGUAUGCCUGGACAAAAACUCCAAUACAGUCUUUCUCCCUUGUGGGCAUCUGACUACGUGUGCAGAGUGUGCAUCGUCGCUGAUCAAGUGCCCGCUAUGCCGGAAACAUAUACACGGAACCGUUAGAGUAUACCUAGCAUAGUCUUGUUACUGUGUGUCGAACAAGGUUAAUUUCUAGCGCAGUCUCGUUCAAUCAGACGCUUGUCUCUUGUCUUGCGUAGCAUUCGCAUUCAGCACGUGUUUGUUUGAACAAGCCUAGUUUCUAACGAGUUUCACGGUCAUAAGGGCAAUGCAUCAACCGGUGUUAACUCCGCCUUAGCUGGUACCAAGCCCAAGUUGAGAAAGGAGGAGGGCGCUGGCAUAACAAAGAUUGUUCGUGAUAUUUACCAUUUCCAUGCAAGGACUCAGUUUAAUGUUUGAGUUUGGUAUGAACUAAAACAUGUAUAUUUGCUGAUCUGUGAUAUUUGAAUGAAUUUUCAAACAAACUAAAUAUAUUUCAUUUUUUGAUGAUAGAGUAUUAUUUUUCAUGAUGCAAUAUGUACCAGUGAUUGUCCUCAUACAUAGUAUAUUGUUAAUCUUGCAAUAAUUAGCUAGUGCUCUAUGAAAGAGAUGAUUUAUGUGGAUUAACGGUGCAUCGUUAAAUUGUGUAUCACUUAAGCUUGUGAGAAUAUAUACAUAUACAAAUGUAUAUGGACAUACUGUUUGGCCAGUUAUUAACAAACUGAACAGUCUAUAGUCACAACCAAUUAUUUCAUUAGCACAAGGACUUGUUUGUAUGGACGUCUGCAACUUGAAAUCCCUACCAAAUGUCGACCUCACAUGUUACUUAUUUUAAAGGUGAAGGCAGCUAUCAAACCAGGGUUAAUUAUGUGCUGUUUGUACUGAUAUAUAUAUAUAUUAGCUUGAUCUAAUGAAAAUACGAAAUAAAAUAUCAGAAUACUCAAGAAA
Messenger RNA from Pecten maximus, 2196 nucleotides. Its product is annotated as baculoviral IAP repeat-containing protein 3-like. Gene Ontology annotation, biological process: negative regulation of apoptotic process; regulation of cell cycle; positive regulation of protein ubiquitination. Gene Ontology annotation, cellular component: cytoplasm; nucleus. Gene Ontology annotation, molecular function: cysteine-type endopeptidase inhibitor activity involved in apoptotic process; ubiquitin protein ligase activity. The coding region runs from base 95 to 1390 and encodes 431 amino acids. The transcript has 6 exons. The record is from RefSeq and is a predicted model, not a curated record. Lineage: Eukaryota; Metazoa; Mollusca; Bivalvia; Pectinida; Pectinidae.